Messenger RNA from Guillardia theta CCMP2712, 711 nucleotides. RefSeq lists its product as hypothetical. NCBI's taxonomy places the organism in Eukaryota, Cryptophyceae, Pyrenomonadales, Geminigeraceae. Bases 1 to 711 code for a protein of 236 amino acids. Gene Ontology annotation, molecular function: carboxylic ester hydrolase activity; palmitoyl-(protein) hydrolase activity. The transcript is spliced from 4 exons. Gene Ontology annotation, cellular component: cytoplasm. The record is from RefSeq and is a predicted model, not a curated record. Gene Ontology annotation, biological process: protein depalmitoylation.
AUGAGCUCGAAGCCGCUGGACGUCGGGACAGUCACGCCUCCCCUCGGGGGGAGCCACGACUCCACCAUCGUCAUGCUGCACGGGUCUGGGGACUCGGGGCAGGGGCUCAAGGAGUGGCUGGAGAUGGAGGGAGACUUGUUUCGAUUCGAGAGGACUAAAGUUAUCUUCCCCACCGCGCACCUGCGAGCCUACUCCCUGCUGGGGCCCUACGGCAUGCAGCGCGUCUGGUUCGACCGCCUGCGGCUGGACCCGACAGGAAAGGAGGACGUGCCGGGGAUGAAGGAGAUGGCGGCGCUCGUGAAGGAUGUCAUCAAGAGCGAGGUAGACGCGGGAAUCCCUCUGUCUCGGAUUGUGCUGGGAGGUUUCUCCAUGGGAGGAGGACAAGCGCUGUUCACUGCCAUCUCAGACGACGAGCUUUGCUCUGGCCUAGCCGGUUGCUUUGCUCUCUCGACUUUUCUGUCAGAGAGAUCCGUGGUGCCGGGCAUGAUAGAAGCACACAAGGCUGCGGGGAGGAGGAUUAUGCCCAUGUUGCAGUGGCAUGGAGAGGAUGAUGAUAUGAUCUCCUGCAAGUGGGGAGAAGAUAGUGUCAAGAGGAUUCAAGCAGCUGGAGCCGAGAUCGACUGGAAAACCUUUGUUGGACUGCAACAUAGUCUGCGCUCAGAUGAAGUCAAGCAGUUAAUGGUAUGGAUCAACGAGCGUUUAUCAGUUUGA